Molecule: messenger RNA, 930 nt
Organism: Diplodia corticola
Lineage: Eukaryota; Fungi; Ascomycota; Dothideomycetes; Botryosphaeriales; Botryosphaeriaceae
Product: acetylxylan esterase a
Exons: 4
Coding region: 1-930 (309 amino acids)
Cellular component (GO): extracellular region
Molecular function (GO): hydrolase activity
Source: RefSeq, a predicted model, not a curated record
AUGGCGAUGUUCGGCUUGCUUCUGGUGCUGGCAAUCGCCCUGCUUUCGGCGUGCACAGAUGCCGUCGCAGGUAAGAAGGAGAAACGUGCUUCGUUGCAGCUGGUCCCGAACUAUGGCGACAACCCGGCCGGCGUGCCCAUGUACGUCUACGUCCCCGACAAUCUCGCCGACAACCCCGGCAUCGUCGUCGCCAUCCACUACUGCACCGGCACCGCGCAAGCCUACUACAGCGGCUCACCUUACGCCACGCUCGCGGAGCGCUACGGCUUCGUCGUCAUCUACCCAAACAGCCCGCACGACGGCACGUGCUGGGACGUCUCCUCGCAGGCAACGCUGACACACAACGGCGGCGGCGACAGCAACUCCAUCGCCAAUAUGGUGACGUGGGCGAUUGACGAGUUCAGCGCGAAUUCCAGCAAAGUCUUCGUGACGGGAUCGAGCUCGGGAGCCAUGAUGACGAACGUCCUCGCCGCAACCUACCCGUCCCUCUUCGCGGCCGGCAUCGCCUACUCGGGCGUGCCCGCGGGGUGCUUCCUCUCGACCGCCAACGCCGUCGACGCGUGGAACAGCACCUGCGCCAACGGGCUAUCCGUCGCCACCCCCACCCAAUGGGCCGACGUCGCCCGCGCCAUGUACCCGACGUACGCGUCGCCGCGGCCGCGCAUGCAGGUCUACCACGGCAGCGCGGACGAACUCCUGAAGCCGCCGAAUUACGCCGAGACGCUGAAGCAGUGGGUGGGCGUGGCGGGGCUGGAUUGGGAUAACCCGUCGAGCAAGGAGGAGGGGCAGCCGGUGGAGGGGUAUUGGCGGACGAGGUGGAACGGGGAGGAUGGGGUGGUGGUGGUGGAGGGCGUGUGGGCGGAGGGCGUGGGGCAUACGGUGCCGAUUAGGGGGGAUGAUGAUAUGGUGUUUUUUGGGCUUGCGGAGUGA